UAGAUGCUGCCACCUGCUUGUGGACUAUGAACAGAUUGUUUAUUCACAACUGGGGAAAAAUGAUUUUAUGGGAAUGGGAUCUGCAUCAACAGGCCGCCUCCUUGGUUUGAUGUUUGUUGAGAUUUGCUAGAAUGACAAUGAAUUGUGUUUUUGUAUUUUCUUCAAAAAGUUGGGCCGAAUAUUGGAAGUAACCGCAUGGCAUCUACUCAGUGUAGUGACUGGGUACGAACAAGCAAUGGAGGUCAUUUUGCUUCAUCAAACUUUCCUAACUUCUACCCACCCAACCAGGAAUGUGUCUAUAUUUUAGAAGCUGCCCCACGGCAAAGAAUAGAGUUGACAUUUGAUGAACCGUUCUACAUUGAGCCUUCAUUUGAAUGUCGAUUUGAUCACCUGGAGGUUCGAGAUGGACCCUUCGGGUUCUCCCCACUCAUUGAUCGCUAUUGUGGUCUAAAAAGCCCGACCCUGGUUAGGUCAACAGGGAGAUUUAUGUGGAUAAAGUUUACUUCAGAUGAAGAACUGGAAGGACGAGGAUUUAAAGCAAAGUAUUCAUUUAUACCAGAUCCUGAUUUCACACACCGAGGAGGUAUUUUAAAUCCCAUCCCAGACUGCCAAUUUGAACUCUCUGGAGCUGAUGGCAUAGUGCGUUCCAGCCAGGUAGAACAAGGAGAGAGAACAAAACCUGGACAAGCAGUUGAUUGCAUAUGGACAAUUAAGGCUACUCCAAAUGCCAAGAUUUACUUGAGAUUUCUAGACUAUCAAAUGGAACAUUCAAACGAAUGCAAGAGAAACUUUGUGGCCGUGUAUGAUGGAAGCAGUUCCAUUGAAAAUUUGAAAGCAAAGUUUUGCAGCACGGUGGCUAAUGACGUGAUGCUACAAACAGGAACCGGGGUGAUACGCAUGUGGGCAGAUGAAGGGAGCAGGCUAAGCAGGUUUCGAAUGCUCUUCACCUCAUUUGUAGAUCCUCCCUGUUUAGCUGGUACUUAUUUUUGUCACAGCAACAUGUGCAUCAAUAAUUCUUUAGUUUGCAAUGGCAUUCAAAACUGUGCAUACCCUUGGGAUGAAAAUCACUGCAAAGAAAAGAAGAAAACAGGAUUAUUUGAACAAAUCACCAAAACUCAUGGAACAGUCAUUGGAAUUACUUCAGGGAUAGUCUUAGUUCUCCUCAUCAUUUCAAUUCUGGUGCAGGUGAAGCAACCACGUAAAAAGGUGAUGACUUGUAAAACCACUUUCAACAAAACAGGCUUCCAGGAGGUUUUUGAUCCUCCUCAUUAUGAACUCUUCUCCCUGAGAGACAAAGAGAUUUCUGCUGACCUGGCUGACCUCUCUGAGGAACUUGAAAAUUACCAGAAAAUGAGGCGCUCAUCGACAGCUUCACGGUGCAUUCACGACCAUCACUGUGGCUCUCAAGCUGCAGCUGUAAAGCAAAGCAGGACCAACCUUGGUUCAAUGGAACUUCCUUUCCACAAUGAUUUUGCACCACCGCAGCCAAUGAAGACCUUUAAUAGCACCUUCAAGAAAAGUAGUUACACAUUCAAACAGGCUCAUGAAUGCCCAGAGCAGGUGAUAGAAGACCGGGUGAUGGAAGAGAUUCCUUGUGAAAUCUACGUGAGGGGUCGCGAAGAUGCUGCUCAGGGUUCAUUAUCAAUUGAUUUUUAAUCUCCUUUUAAAUGUGAAACCAG
Messenger RNA from Candoia aspera, 1679 nucleotides. It is a transcript of the gene NETO2, whose product is annotated as neuropilin and tolloid like 2. Gene Ontology annotation, cellular component: postsynaptic density. The transcript has 7 exons. The coding region runs from base 196 to 1656 and encodes 486 amino acids. The record is from RefSeq and is a predicted model, not a curated record. Gene Ontology annotation, molecular function: ionotropic glutamate receptor binding. NCBI's taxonomy places the organism in Eukaryota, Metazoa, Chordata, Lepidosauria, Squamata, Candoiidae.